AGGGAAGAGGAAAGACAGGGAAGAAGGAGGUCUGUGUAAACUCCGCCUCCGGACUCGGAUCCUCUCGCAUUCCAGCCUCUCACGUUGAGGAUAGGGAGAGAGAGAAAAGGGGAGAAACAAGAAGGGCACACGAGGAAGAAGAAGAAGGAGAAGAAAAAGAAGAAGGGGCGCAGCGAAACGACCAUGGCAAUAUUCAAAACGUCUCAGUUUGAGAUAGUGUCCGAUCACAGCGCACCUCUAGUACCACCGUCGACCACGGCUCGGAGCAUGCAGUCGCACAAAAGACAGAUGAGUCCAGAUGAAUGAGGAGCUACCUGGGCCGUGGACAAAAUGAGGGUCAUCUUCAUCCAAAACGCCGGUUUCGUCGCAGCUUUCUCGCCUUUUAGAUGUGAGUCGGUGUCGAUGUUGGCAGCGUUUAGGACGACAGAUAAUGUGAACGAGCCAGAAUUAACCACAGAUAGAUCAUGUCAGUCAAUUGAGGAGUGAGGAGAUUAGCCACACCAAUUUUAGACUUUUUUUUAUUUUAUUUUAUUGGGAUAGAGCUUGCACAUUAUAGCCCUUAUCAUCUGUAAACUGAAAGUGGAUUCAGCUUCCGGCAUGCAGCCCGCUGCCGAAAUCUGAAUGCCUAUUAUAUAUUAUAUUAUUGACACUAGAUUUAAUUGAUAUCCAGUGAUAGGACUAUGUAUCAGGUUAUUAUAGACCGAUAAUUUCCUUUUUAGACUUUUUCGUGCUUAAUCCGUUAGUAGACUAAUUAUAUAGCGAUAAUAACAUGAAUAGGUAGAAAGAGACAUCUGUUGUUUUGAUCAAAGCCAAUUGAUCAAUCGAGACAAUCUGGAAAUGUUAGUUUCCACAUGUAAUAAUAUGACUGUUAGGCGACGCGUUAUUCAUUGUAAUUUAUUUAUUUAUUAUUACUAUUAUUAGGCCUAUAAGUAUUAUAUUAUCAAUUUGUUGUUAGUAGGUAGUUUGAAAUAUUUAACAGUGGGAAGGUUGUUUGAACACUUCCCUAGUGAGAUGGAAACAGCUUAUUUAUCGCCCCACCGGGGGGCAACCCGUCCCGAGGCCCAAAAAGGCCAAAACUCCGCGGGCAAGCCGGCGGGGGGUGACCUCUCCCCUCCACCUCAAGCUCCAGCUCUACCUGCCGGCAGCUCCCCUGAAGGAACCUCGCCGGCAAGCAGUGAUGGACGGAGGAACUCGGGCGUGAAGAAACACCACCACAAGCACAACCUGAAACACCGCUACGAGCUGCUGGAGACGCUGGGAAGAGGCACCUAUGGCAAAGUCAAGAAGGCGAUUGAGCGGCACUCCGGCAGAGAGGUGGCUAUCAAGUCCAUUCGGAAGGAGAAGAUCAAGGAUGAGCAGGACAUGGUUCACAUCCGCCGAGAGAUAGAGAUCAUGUCAUCCCUCCGCCACCCACACAUUAUCUCUAUAUAUGAAGUGUUUGAGAACAAGGACAAGAUUGUGAUCGUGAUGGAGUACGCCAGCAAGGGUGAACUAUAUGACUACAUCAGUGAGAGGCGGCGCCUGAGUGAGCGUGAGACGCGACACUUCUUCAGACAGAUAGUCUCCGCUGUGCACCACUGCCAUAAGAAUGGAGUGGUGCACAGGGAUCUGAAACUGGAAAAUGUGCUACUGGAUGAAAACUGUAACAUUAAGAUUGCUGACUUUGGGCUGUCCAACCUCUACCACAAGGACAAACUGCUGCAAACCUUCUGUGGCAGCCCACUCUACGCUUCACCAGAGAUUGUCAAUGGGAGACCUUACCAAGGCCCAGAGGUGGACAGCUGGGCGCUGGGGGUGCUGCUGUAUACCCUGGUCUACGGGACCAUGCCAUUCGAUGGGGGAGACCACAAGAACCUCAUUCGCCAGAUUAGCAACGGCGAAUACAAAGAGCCCACUCAGUCCUCAGAUGCCCGUGGACUGAUCCGCUGGAUGCUGAUGGUAAACCCUGAGCGCCGGGCCACAGUGGAGGACAUAGCCAAUCACUGGUGGGUAAACUGGGGCUGGAAGAACAGUGUGUGUGACUGUGAGACCCAACGCGACCAUGGAGGCUCACCCAUGCUAGCCCGCUUCAUCGACUGGCAGAACCGCACUGAGCCACGUGGUUCUGGAGCCAAACCUGCAGCUUUGCCCCAGCUGAUGCGCCAGAGGCCCAAAAAGUCCAAGAAGGAAAAUGUUGAGGCAGGGCAGACCAACUGCGGAGCAGAGGACAAACCAGGUCUGAAGAGACCCAAGGGCAUCCUGAAGACCAGAGUUACUGAAGAGCAGCAGUCUGCCAAUCUGGAAGAGGGGGAGUUGGGUCAGACAGCGCUGCCUCAACAAGCUGAAGGGGGAGAGGAGGCCUCAAGCCCAGACCAAGAGGAAGAGGAGCAGACCCUGAGUGGAGGUUCGCCAGCCAAGAUGGUGCCCUCUCUGCCCAAGAAAGGCAUCUUGAAGAACAACCAACAGCGGGAAUCAGGGUAUUACUCCUCCCCAGAGCGCAGCGAGUCCUCUGAGCUUUUAGGAGGUGCCAGUAUGUCUCUGCUAGCCACCUCCCCGCCCAAGAGAGUGAUGGGGAGAAAGGGAAUCUUGAAGCGGAACGGCAAGUACUCCACCUACAGUGGGCCUCCCUCAGCAGCAGCAGUAGCUAGUGUCCUUGGUGAGCCUCCUCCCUCGACUGACUCCGGUCUGUCCCGAAGCCAGAGUCGACCCUCCAGUAUCGUUGGGGAGGACAGUUCUGUCCUGUCCCUGUCACCCACCUCCCUCAGCGGGGCUGAAUGGCAUCCCUCCACUACCCACCUCCGCCCAAACAUCAGGGCAUGUGUCUCGGCUGAAAACCUGCUGCAGCUUGCCAACUUCAAGGGCUUCCAGGCAGCGCCGCCGCUCCAGGGACCCAAGUUCAGCCGUGGCCCCAAAACGAAAGGCUCCCCGGGGGACAAUGGCAGCUUCUCCUUGCUGGGGGACCUGGAGGACAUGACUCAGGUGUACCAGCAAGCCCUGGACAUCAGCAGCAACCUCACCUAACAGAUGGGCAGAGAGAGAAGAAGCAGAGGAAAUUGAACAGGACUGUGUGUGCAUGUGUGUGUACAGAGGUAUAUUGGUGGCAUUAACGACCAGUGUGUUACUGGGAUACAGCAACAUUUGGGUAGUUGUGGGUUUCAAAAUGGGGCUGAAAUCGAUGGAAAUGAUGUAUGUCUAUACACACACAUACACACACAGAUGAAUACACUUAGGUGCACUUCUCUGGCCAGAGGAAAUUCACUUAGGGUUUUGUGAACAGGAUAGAGAUGGAGCUGGCACAAGAGAAUGCCACCCAGUCUGCUUUCUCGGCCCGCCCAUAGACUUUGCUGUGUUCAACAUGUUUACAUAUUCAGCAAGAAGGCAAGUUAGAAUCACAAAUGCAGCAACCAGAAACUGGUUGGCUCUGCUUGUACACCACCCAUUUAGAGUUUGAGUUUACAAAAGCACCUUAAAACUCACACAGAGCACAUGCUUUUAUGAUCUUUACUUCCUUUAAAAAAAAAAAAAAGAAAUUAACCAGGGUCUUGUUCCAAAAUUAACUGACAUUGCUGAUUAUUUAUUAAUAUUUUCGUAGUUUCUAGUUUUAUGUGCAAAACUGGUGGGUGCUGGCUGUUACUGGAAGAGUCCAAAGCUCCUUGUCUCCAACUCUUUGUGUGGAACUGACAUAUAUAAUUAUGUUACUCAGUGAUGAGAAACGUAUAUAUACUCAGCAUUUAUAACUAUGUCUGCGCAUGUAAUACACGCAGGCAAUUAUAGCUUCAUAAAAGCGUAUGUCCUAUAUAUGUGUAUGAUACUAGAGGAUAUAUAGGAAGUGCCUUUUUUGAUUCAUAAUAAAAAAAAUUAUGUAUGUCAUUUCCUUAAAGUGGAAGGAAAGCCAGGCCAACCUGUCACCAGUUGUGCUUUUUAUGAUGUUAUUUGUGAAUGUGGAGAGACCCAGGGCCUUCAGUGCACAGCUGACUAGCUUACUUGUCAGGGUUCAAAGGCCAAUCUCAGAUAGUUAAGAUCAAACAGUUUCGUCUUCUCCCCCUGUUCCUUCCACAAGUACAUUCAUACACAGAUAUGCCGGGAUCUACAGGCAGCCUUGAAAAGACCUCCCCUGUGUUCUUUGUCAUAGUUCAGCUCAUAGUUCAGUUUGUCAGCAAUUUAGGUGGCUUGGUUGAACACAGAUUUGUUGGCAACACCAGAGGUCUGUAGGGGCUCACCUAGUGGUACAUUUAGUGAAGGGAGAUGGCGCAGACAAAACCUCACAGUCCUGGAAUGUGCCUGGCUCUCUUAACUUUGGUUGUUUCCAAUUUUCAAGGCUACCUGAUAAAGUAGUGAGAGAUUCAGUUUGGUUUUUUUACCAAAGACAUUUACUGUGGUUUCCACUGUCAGACUAGUUAGUAUUCUGCCCAAAGCUCUUCAAAAGAGCAGAGUAAGGAGGUUUGUUUAAACCUGCUGAUGACACAGCAAAUUCCACAGACAAUGGCUGGAGACAUGUUGGUGCUAGAGAUCUGUAUCAGCCCCGGCCCGACUCAGCACAGGUGGGAUCUGCGGUCCGUGCUCAGCCCUCCAGCUGUGUAUACUAGUACAUUAUGUCAACCAAGCACAAUUAGCCAGCUAUUGUUUUCAUUUGAGAGUAAAAGAGAGAGGCAGCGCGUUGUGAUUUAUAGCUAGAGGGGGGGAAAGGGUUAGGGUAAGGGUUUGUAAGUAUGAUGCAAGAAGGGUGCAGAGAUUAGAAAGGACUUUCCCGUGAAAUACAGGAAAGGUCAAGGAGUAAGAUUUAUUUUUGAAGGGAUUACAAUGUAGAAUAGUGAAAGUGAAGAAAGUGAGUAGAAAGGAUAGAUGGAAAGUGUUCUGUUUUAUACCAAAGAUGUGGUGAAGAGUUGACAUGAUUCAGAGGAAUGGAUAGGUCAGGGACUAAUGAGAGCCUUUUGGAUUUUUCUUUGACUUGGGAAUCCCCAUUGGUCAAUGAAAUCAUCCCCACAUUGGCUUCGCCUCACAUUUGUUUUAUUUUUCUUUCUCUUUUUGAGUUUUUAUGUGAAAUGCUGGAGGCUGUUGAUACAGCUUGUCUUGAGGGUCAGUGUGUGGCUUGCGUGCUCGGUAUGGCCUUAGACAGUGUGUAACACUUUUCAACAGCAAUGAAAAAACAGGGGGAAUGGUGACUGACAUCAUACAAAAUAUCAAAUGAUGUGGAUGGAAAACCACGCAGCAGAUGACCCCAAGGAAAUAGAUCACACGUUGAAUGUUUUCAGUGGUCCGCUUGUGUGAAGGAGAGGUCUUGGGUAUUGAUUUAAAUGAAUGACCCGCUGCGUAUUAUAUUGCAUUUUAUUGCCUUUUGUAUUGCAUUUUAUUGUCAACUGGAUUUACAGUGAGAAAAUUAUACUAUGUUAGUAUUUUGUUUUAUCGUGCUUCUGUUUUUGAUUUUCCAAAAUAUAAGAAACUUUAUAUUGCUUUAUGUUAUGGCAGAAAAAUACUUCCUUCCUCGAAGUAUUAAAUUAUCUCUCUAAAAAAUGACAAAUCUGAUGUGACAUUGGUGUAGUCUCAGCUUUCCUCUCUUUUGGUAUACCUGUGUGCCAUCAAAAUCUACCAAAUGGCAAAAAUUAAGUCUUGUACACUAAAAUCUUUAUUGGAAUAAAGUAAAAUACAAUGAUCUUUACUUAGAUAUAAACAGCUGACUCUAAGAUAAUUGUCUUUCCACCUUUACCAAAGCAGGGGAUUCCAAAAUGCUGGAACGACAUCAGGAGAAAAGGAAAUAAAGCAAUGGAAAGAAUCUGAUGAUGAAACUUUAACUCUGCCAAACUGGAAAUAACUGGUGCAUAUCUGUUAGUUAGCAGAAAGUCUAAUCAUAGGAAAACUUGACUGGAUAUUGUUAUGACAAUAAUAAUAAAUUAGUAUUAUUAUGUUAUUUAAGUAUUAUUUUUGUUAUGGCUCAUUACUAUUGUUGGCUAUGGCCAAAGUUUUGGUUUGUUUUUGUUUUUGUCUGUUGGUGAUCCUGGACUGCCAAGGUAGAUUAAGUUGCGUGCCUUUGGUAUCUUUUAUGAACUUUUUUUUUUUUUGAUAAUGAAAAUUAUUAUCAAUGUGUUUUUAUACUUGUAUUUAUUGGUGAUCAAGCCAUUUAAUUUGUUGUCAAAGUACUCCAUAUUCACGCUUUGGCCUGCUUUGAACUGUGUGUUAUGUUUUGAGGACGAACUGCACACAAAAAUAUAAUAAUUGUUCGAUCAAAAUAGGGUGGUAUCAUCUCAUUGUGAAGGCAUUGGUCAAGUGUGUCUUUUAUAAGAAUAGCAAAUCAAUAAGAGUUCCUCAAAUCCUGUAAAAUGUCUUAAUUCAUCCAUUCGGGUGUAUUUCUACUCAACAUGAUGCCUCUGUAGUACUGUAUCAACUCAAAUAAAUGGAUCUUGAAAGAUA
This is a messenger RNA of Scomber scombrus (Atlantic mackerel), 6384 nucleotides long. RefSeq names its product NUAK family, SNF1-like kinase, 1b (gene nuak1b). Gene Ontology annotation, molecular function: tau-protein kinase activity; ATP binding; protein serine/threonine kinase activity. Gene Ontology annotation, cellular component: cytoplasm. Gene Ontology annotation, biological process: microtubule cytoskeleton organization; intracellular signal transduction; protein phosphorylation. The transcript has 7 exons. Lineage: Eukaryota; Metazoa; Chordata; Actinopteri; Scombriformes; Scombridae. The record is from RefSeq and is a predicted model, not a curated record. The coding region runs from base 1012 to 3000 and encodes 662 amino acids.